Molecule: messenger RNA, 1489 nt
Organism: Copidosoma floridanum
Lineage: Eukaryota; Metazoa; Arthropoda; Insecta; Hymenoptera; Encyrtidae
Source: RefSeq, a predicted model, not a curated record
GCGAAUCAUGCGAAUCGACAAAAUUCUCGUGCUGAUCGGCUUGUGCAGCGUGGUUUCGAUCAGCCUCGGCUUCACUGCUAAUCGAUCGGAAUGGAGCUGGAUACCCCGGUUGACCCCGAGAGUGGACGCUCGGAUGGAAGUUUCAGUAAAAAACCAGCCUUCGCUGGGUAACGAGAACGGGACGACGGAGCCGGCUACCCUGCGAGAAAUGAGAUCCCCCUCGGACGACGCCGAGACCCAGAUAGAAAACUUCACCAUCGACCUGAUGGGGGAGUCCCGGAACGAGGUGAGAACCACCGAGUCCUUUCCGACGGGGCGCAACGAGAAGCCCCGAAACGUGAUUCUCCUGAUCGUCGAUGCUCCCAAAGACCGGCUGGCACCGGUUUUUCAUCCUCCACCCGAGCACCUGCAAACCAAAUUCCCCUCGAGGAUCCUUUUGGAGAGCUGUCCCAGAGAGUCCAUCGUCGAAGCGAGGCGCCCCGUGUGUGACUGUAGUUCUCAGCUGCGAACCAACGUGAUGUCCCUACUGUCGUGGGCCCAGCACCAGAGGGCCAUGUCGACGAGUGUCAUGUACGAGAUGCCCGCGGUCUUGCUGAGCCAGAGCCCCUUCGACACCCCGGCCUUCGCGAGUCUCCAGGAAACAGCCUCGAUCGCCGGCGACGCCGCAGUAGCCAGCCCCGACGACGAGCUCUGGCGCGUCGCCGACCUACUGACGCGACUGCGGGAAAACUUUGCUCGCGGCCUCCUCGGCGGCACCAGGACCUCCCGGCUCGAGCACCGGGCCUCCCUGCGCCGGUCCAACUUCCAGAAACUGGCCGGCAGGGUCUUUGACGAGCUCGCCGCCGAACCCAACGAGCGCGGCUGCGUCGUCGUCGCCUCGCCCGACCUCGACGACCUGCCCGGCGCCUUCCUCGACGAGGUGAUCGAGCAGCCAAACACCCUGGUGGUGGUGGUGGGGACGUGCCCGCACGAUGGCUCGAGUGUGUGGUUGUACACGAGGGGUCCUGGCUCGGAGCGGCUGCUCGAUGUGGCUAGGUCGGUCCGGCUGGCUGAUGUACCAAACGUCAUCCGAGGCAUCCUCGAGAGCAGCGACUGGAGCACGUGUACCGAAGGGGAGUGCAGCGCCGGCGGGACAGCCGCCCUGGAGCCGAUUUUUGUUUACGACGAGGUGCCUGCUCGCGUGAGAUCGGCGCGGGACCAGCGGAUGGAGGAGGGCGUCGAGGAGCUUGUGUCUUCGUCGACCACCAUUAACGAUAGCCCCUCUACAAACGCGAGCACGGGAAUCAAGGAAUCUUUGAAUAACGCAACUACGGCAAUUGAAACGGAAUCUUUCACAACUGCAGCCGUGAAAUCAACUGAGCCUUCUCCAAGCACAAGCGCUACAACUGAAGUCAAUAUGGAAUCCUCAACAAACGUGACAGCAAAACUGGAGGUAGGGUCGAUUCAUCGGUACAUUUUUACUUGUGUUAAAUUAAAACUGUUGAAAUAA